Messenger RNA from Pseudonaja textilis, 7710 nucleotides. The record is from RefSeq and is a predicted model, not a curated record. NCBI's taxonomy places the organism in Eukaryota, Metazoa, Chordata, Lepidosauria, Squamata, Elapidae.
UUCAAGUUUAAAACAGAUUUGUAUUUAGCAUUGGGGAGGCGUGUUGUUACUUUGAACGUACUUUGAAUGGCCUGUCGUACCUCAAGGAUUACCUGUACUACUUUUAUUGACAUCUUCUGCGUCUGUUUUAUAAACAUUAAAACUUACACUUUCAUUUUAAUCUUAUAGAUAAGGAUGAUGCCAAUAUCAGCACACUGGACAACAAGCAACAUUGAAAAGCAAAUGUGAUUCAUAGAAGGAUACCCUUAGGAGAAAUGCCCUACAACUGCUCCCAAUGUGGUAAAUGCUUUAGCAAGCAUGGCAACUUUGUGGUACAUCAGAGGACUCACACCGGAGAGAAACCAUAUGAGUGUCCAGAUUGUGGGAAAAGUUUCGGUUAUCGUUCUAACCUGGUGAAACACCUGAGGACUCACACAGGAGAGAAACCAUAUGAGUGUCCUGAUUGUGGGAAACAUUUCAGUUGGUAUUCCAACAUGGUGAACCACCAGAGGAUUCACACAGGUGAGAAACCGUACAAGUGUCUAGAGUGUGGGAAAUGUUUCAGUCAGUAUUCCUCCCUGGUGAAACACCACAGGACUCACACAGGAGAGAAACCCUUUGAAUAUCCUGACUCUGGGAAAAGUUUCAGUCAAAAUUCCAGCUUCGUGAAACACCAGAGGACUCACACAGGAGAGAAACCCUUUGAAUGUCCUGAUUGUGGGAAAACUUUCAGUUUUCAUUCUAUUCUCAUGAGACACCAGAGGACUCACACAGGAGAAAAACCGUACGAGUGUCUAGAGUGUGGGAAAUGUUUCAGUCAGAGUUCCCACCUUGUGAUACACAACAGGACUCACACAGGAGAGAAACCCUUUGAAUGUCCAGAUUGUGGGAAAAGUUUCAGUUUGUAUUCCAACUUAGUGAGCCACCAGAGGAUUCACACAGGGGAGAAACCAUACAAGUGUCUAGAGUGUGGGAAAUGUUUCAGUCAGAGUUCCAACCUUGUGAAUCACCUGAGGACUCAUACAGGAGAGAAACCCUUUGAAUGUCCUGAUUGUGGGAAGCUUUUCAGUGAGAAAUCCUCCUUGAGGUAUCACCAGAGAACUCACACAGGUGAAAAACCUUUUGAAUGUCCUGAUUGUGGAAAAAACUUCAGUCAGAGUUUCCACCUAGUGAUACACCAGAGGUCACACACCGGAGUGAAACCAUACAAGUGUCCAGAUUGUGGGAAGAGUUUCGGUUAUCGUUCUACCCUGGUAAAACACCAGAAGACUCACACAGAAAAGAAACCAUGUGAGUGUCCUGAUUGUGGGAAACAUUUCAGUUUGUAUUCCAGCUUGGUAAAACACCAGAGGAUUCACACAGGGGAAAAACCGUACAAGUGUCUAGAGUGUGGGAAAUGUUUCAGCCAGAAAUCCUCCUUGGUGAACCACCACAGGACUCACAAAGGCGAGAAACCCUUUGAAUGUCCUGAUUGUGGGAAAAGUUUCAGUCAAAAUUCCAGCCUGGUGAAACACCAGAGAACUCACACAGGGGAGAAACCCUUUGAAUGUUCUGGUUGUGGGAAACAGUUUGGUCGGAAUUCUCACCUAGUGAGCCAUCAGAGGACUCACACAGGAGAGAAACCCUUUGAAUGUGCUAUUUGUGGGAAAAGUUUCAGUCACAAUUCCAGCCUGGUGAAACACCAGAGGACUCACACAGGAGACAAACCCUUCGAAUGUCCUAAAUGUGGGAAAAGCUUUAGUACGAAUUCCCACUUAAUAAUACACCAGAGGACUCACACAGGAGAGAAACCCUUUGAAUGUCCUGAUUGUGGGAAAAGUUUCAGUCAAAAAUCGUCCUUGGUGUAUCACCAGAGGACUCACACAGGAGAAAAACCUUUUGAAUGUCCUGAUUGUGGGAAAGGUUUCAGUCAGAAUUCCAGUCUAGUGAACCACCAGAGGAUUCACACAGGAGAGAAACCCUUUGAAUGUCCUGAGUGUAGGAAACAUUUCAGUAAGAAAUCCUCCUUAGUUUAUCACCAGAGAACCCACAAAGGAGAGAAAUCUUUCGAAUGUCCUGAUUGUGGGAAAAAAUUCACUCUCAAUUCCAACCUUGUGAUACACCAGAGGACUCAUACAGGAGAAAAACCCUUUGAAUGUUCUAUUUGUGGGAAAAGUUUCAGGCACAAUACCACCCUGGUGAAACACGACAGGAUUCACACCGGAGAGAAACCCUUUGAAUGUCCUGAAUGUGGGAAAAGCUUCAGUUCCCAUUUUAACCUGUUGAACCAUCAGAGGAUUCACACAGGGGAGAAACCGUACAAUUGUCUAGAGUGUGGGAAAAGUUUCAGUGUGAAUUCCAGUCUGGUGAUACACCAGAGGACUCAUACAGGAGAAAAACCCUUUGAAUGUUCUAUUUGUGGGAAAAGUUUCAGGCACAAUACCACCCUGGUGAAACACAACAGGAUUCACACAGGAGAUAAACCCUUUGAAUGUCCUGAAUGUGGGAAAAGCUUCAGUUCCCAUUUUAACCUGUUGAACCAUCAGAGGAUUCACACAGGGGAGAAACCGUACAAUUGUCUAGAGUGUGGGAAAAGUUUCAGGCACAAUGCCACCCUGGUGAAACACCACAGGAUUCACACAGGAGAGAAACCCUUUGAAUGUCCUGAAUGUGGGAAAAGCUUCAGUUCUCAUUUUAACCUGUUGAACCAUCAGAGGAUUCACACAGGGGAGAAACCGUACAAUUGUCUAGAGUGUGGGAAAUGUUUCAGUGUGAAUUCCAGUCUGGUGAUACACCAGAGGUCUCACACAGGAGAGAAACCCUUUAAAUGUCCUGAAUGUAGAAAAAGUUUCAGUCAGAAUGGCCACCUCAUUAGCCACCAGAGGAUUCACACAGGAGAGAAACCAUUUGAAUGUCCUGAUUGUGGGAAACAUUUCAGUCAGAAUUCCAGUCUAGUGGACCACCAGAGGACUCACACAGGAGAGAAACCCUUUGAAUGUGUUAUUUGUGGGAAAUGUUUCGGUCACAAUUCCAACCUGGUGAAACACCAGAGGACUCAUACCGGAGAGAAACCCUUUGAAUGUCCUGAUUGUAGGAAACAAUUCAGUAAGAAAUCCUCCUUGGUUUAUCACCAGAGAAAUCACACAGGAGAAAAACCUUUUGAAUGUCCUGAUUGUGGGAAAAAUUUCACUCUCAAUUCCAACCUUGUGAUACACCAGAGGACUCACACAGGAGAGAAACCAUACAAGUGUCCAGAUUGUGGGAAAAGUUUCAGUUACCGUUCUACCUUCAUCAUCCACGAGAGGAUCCACACUGGAGAGAAGCCGUACAAGUGUUCGGUCUGCGAGACGUGGUUCUCUCAUCCCUCCGAGCUGAUGCGGCACGAGGAGACCCACAUGCCCGAGAAGCCGCACAAAUGCGCCGUCUGCGGCAAAAGCUUCAACCAGAAAGCCUCCCUCAUCACCCACGAGCGGACGCACACGGGGGAGAAGCCCUACGAGUGCUCCGAGUGCGGGAAGAGCUUCAGCACCAGCUCCCAGCUUAUCACCCAUAAGAGGGUCCACACGGGGGAGAAGCCCUACAGUUGCUCCUACUGCGGGAAGAACUUCAACCAGAAGGCCUCCCUGAUCACGCACAAGCGGACGCACACGGGCGAGAAGCCCUACGAGUGCACCCUCUGUGGGAAGAGCUUCAGCGCCUGCUCCCAGAUCAUCAACCACAUCCGGGUCCACACGGGAGAGAAGCCCUACGAGUGCCUGGAGUGCGGGAAGCGUUUCGGCAGCAGCUCCCACCUGACGGAUCACAAGCGGACGCACACGGGCGAGAAGCCAUACAAGUGCCCCGACUGCGGGAAGAAUUUCAGCCGGAGUUCCAACCUUACGGCUCACAGUCGGAUCCACACAGGAGAGAAGCCAUAUAUAUGCUCAGGUUGCGGCAAGAGCUUCAGGCAAAAGGCCUCCCUCAUCACACACAAGAGGACUCACACGGGGGAGAAGCCCUUUGAAUGCGCCGAGUGCGGGAAAAGUUUCAUUUCCAGUUCCCGUCUCGUCAGCCAUAAACGGGUCCACACGGGGGAGAAACCCUACGAAUGCUUAGAGUGCGGGAAAUGCUUUAUCUCCAGCUCCCACCUUCUAAGUCAUAAAAGGGUCCAUACAGGAGAAGAACCAUUGAAAUGCUCGUAGAGCGCAAAGCAUUGCCGAUGUGGCACCAGGCUGGUUUCCAUGAGACUCUGGCGGGGAAUCCUAUAUCUCUGGGAUGGCAUAGCAUCUGUAGCUCCGAAGGCCGUUCCAUUUCCUCGAUGUACCAUUGAAAAGUUUUGUUUGUUUAUUAGUUUUAAAGAACUUUGGUGUGUUUUUUUUAAAAUAAGCCCAGGGAUGUUUCUGCAAGAUCUACUUUCUGGUUUGCUUGGUAAGGCCAGCUGACAUGCACUCUGGCCAUUGCGUACCUGUGCACACAUCAUCAUGUAGAAGAUGCAGGCUUGGCUUGUGUGAACAGCGCUCUGCACUUCCUGAAAGAGGCAGAAGGGAUCGUUCAUGGAUGUAAACACCAAGUAUGCAGGAUACUUUCCAAGCCAGUGGAGCCAAAGGAUUGAUUCAAAAAAAAAAAAAAAGUCUGCCUCACAUGACCGCUCUACCAGUCUUAGCAGCUGAGAGUGUGACCUAGCCUUGCUAUAAGAUAGAGCAGGAUUGGGCAAUUAUGGCCCUUUUAGGACCCACAGACUUCAACUCCCAGAAUUCCAAGGCAGCCAUGCUGGCUCAGGAAUUCUGGGAGUUGAAGUCCACAGGUUGUAAAGAUGCCGUAGUUGUCCAUCCUUGAGAUAGAGAAUAGCUGAGGGGAAAUAUGACAGUUGGAUCAUUGGAAAAUGAAGAGAUUUUUCUAGAUCCUAUGUCUGCCAUCAAGAGAACUUUUCCCUGUUUUCCCUCAGAGAGAACUCUAAAAAGUCCCUGAGUAGUCACUGCUCUGAAUAUUGUUAAAGAUGUAGGAAAUACUUAACCUGUGUAUAUUUUACACCCCUAAACUAAGCGUUCUCCAGUAAUUUCCCCCUUUCUGCCACAAAACUGCAGAUUGUGAAAUGUGGCCCGAGUAGAUGCAGGGAACACCUUAAGGCUGGGUUCACAUAACACUCUAAAUCAAUCUUUCUCAACCUUGGCAAUUUUGGACCUCAACUCCCAGAAUUCUUAGCAGUGGCGAUGCCGGCUGGAGAAUUCUGGGAAUUGAAGUCCACACAACUUAAAGUGGCCAAGAUGGAGAAACUCUGGGCUAAAUCCUAACUUCAGGUUGAUUAAAGCACAGUUGCUCAAUGUUAUUCACCUAAACACACUAAACAAGUAACGAGAGCUCAAUGAGAUGGCCCAGUUCACUCAACUCUCCAAGACAAAGAGAGGUUACACGUAGUCCUUGACUUAGAGGAGCCCACCCAUAGUCAUAAAUCAUGAAAAUUCUAAGACAGUUUUAUGGCCUUUUUGCAUAAAGCAAACACCAUGGUAUUAAGCAAACACUGAGGGCUUUAAGCAAACCAAUGGUUUGCUAUAGGCAUGGUUUUGCCGAUGGCGGUUUUCAGCGAAACUGAGGUAAAACGCAGUCACAUGACUUUGGGAUACUACAAAUGGCCGUCAAGGAACCCUUGUUGCCAAGCGCCCAAAGUUUGGUCACGUGAUUGCUGGAGGGGGGCGGCCAUCAAAACUUCGAAUUCGGGUCAUAAGUUGCAAGAAAGAUCCAUCUUAACUUUGGUUGCUAAGCAACCAGUUAUAAGUUGAGGACUACUUUCAAACCCAGAUCAGGAGUUACUCCUAGGAUGCUUAGGCUCUUGUAAUUGCACGGGAUGGCUGCUCUUGUAUCUCUUAUGCAGAUCUGGGAAACUGAGGCCCCUUUACUACCAAUGAACUUCUGUCUGGCUCAGGAAUUCUGGGAGUUGAAGUCCACGAGAUCAUAAAGGGGCCAAGGUUGCCCGCCCCUGCUCUUACACGUCAGCACUGCAUCCUGUAAUGUUUGGAGACUUACGGACUGAGAUGCCAGCAGAACGCAGGAGUAGAUGGCAUGAAUUUGCAUUGCCCCUCUUCUUAAUUUCUAUCAUCUCUCCCUUUACGUGUGUAAAAAAUGGGAAUCGGGAUACAUACUUGCCAAAAAGUUUGCGCAAGGGAGAAUUUGAGGAGUAUGACGUGUUUUGGUGAGGAAAAAAACAAUCAUUUUCACACAAGUUCACACAUGCGUGACUUGAGCAAUGUUCUCAUUGCAGAACAUGGGGACUUGGAAGAGAUACAGUGACAUCCGGUCUCUAGUGAACCUUUUCACCCAUACGAAGUCCUUCUUUAAAGCUUCGUGCAUCCAGCAAGCAUGUAGUUUGCAUGUCUGAACUGCUCCAGGGGGUGUUUUGUUUAUGUUCUGGAGAAUGGGGUGUGUUCUCCUAUCCCCAUGCCCCCGCGUGCAUGUGGGAAAAUAGGGAAGAGAGGGGGGUCUGGUUCAUUGCAAAGAAAGGAACUUACAGACAAAUAGGAAGGAAGAAGCUGGGGUAUGUCACUAUCAAAUGAGCGUGAUGGAAAGGGAACAUACACUGGAUGUAGAAAUUCUGCACACCCCUGUUAAAAUACCAGAUUUUUGAGAUGUAAAAAAAAAAAUCAGACCAAGAUAAAUCAUUUCAGAAUUUUUUUUCCACCUUUAAUGUAAUAUAUAAGCUGUACCAUUCACUCGGAAAACAAAAUUAUUUAGUGGGGAAAAAUUUAAAAAAAUAGAAUGAUGUAGCUGUAUAAGUAAGUUGUUCACACCCUCUUAUAAGUAGUGAUGUGGCUCUGUUCAGAAGUAACCAAUCGCGUUCAAACUGAUAUUAAAUAGUACAUACCUGCCAUCAAUUGCAAUGACUCUGAUCAAGCCUAUUAAUGUUCAGCUGUUCUAAUGGGAUUUUUUUCUGAUGUUUGCUCAGUUGCCUCUUACAGCAAAAACUUUGGUCUGCAAAGAACUUACAAAGCAUCAAAGGGACCUUUUGUUGGAAGGUAUCAUCAGGAAAAAAAAAUACAUAAAUGUUUUCGAGGCAUUGGAUGUAUCACGGAACACAGUGAAGACAGUCAUCAACAGUGGAGAAAAUAUGGUUACAACAACAGGGUCAUUACCAAGAACUGAAUGUUGUUUCAAAUGUGAUAAAAAGAGAACACUUUUGAGAUUUGAGAGGCUGCCCAAAAGGCCUACAGCAACAUCAAAGGAGCUGAAGGAAUUGCCGGCAAGUACUGGUUGUGCACUACAUGUGAAAAUAACUAAUACUUUGGGAGAAACAAUCGCCAGACAUCAACACCCCAAUCAGCAUUUAAAAAGCCACAUACAACAGGCACCAUAUAAAUAUCACACAAGAGAACAGUCCAAAGCACACACUCUGCUAGAGACAAGUUCCCUGAAAAGAUGGGCUCCGGCACGAAUCCAAAAGCCUUGGAUGGAAAACAACUGGUCCCAGUGACCGACCCAGAUUGGAUCCUCCAACGUUAUCCUGGGACAUGUAUAUUUGCCUUCACUCAUGACAAUCUCCCAUAUUUGUCAUAUAUCUAGACUGUGGGGUAGUGGGGCAAGAUGGAAGCCUUUUCUUAUUUAAAAAAAAAAAAUCCUAUCAAAGCCUGGCUAAAUUUUGCGAAAACCUACAUUUAAUUUGACAAAAGCAUGUGGGAGAAAUGUGUUAUGGUCUGAUGAGAUCAAGGUCGAACCUUUUGGCCAUUAAUUGCAAAAAAAAAAAAGAAAAAUGUUUGGCACAAAAGCAACACUGCACAUUAUACC